Spirodela intermedia is the source of this 1511-nucleotide messenger RNA. The record is from the annotation of a GenBank genome assembly. Lineage: Eukaryota; Viridiplantae; Streptophyta; Magnoliopsida; Alismatales; Araceae.
AUGGCCACUUUGCCUUUGGAAUCACUCCCACUAGGAUUCCGGUUCCGUCCGACGGACGAGGAGCUCGUCAACCACUACCUGAGGAGCAAGAUCAACGGCCAGACUCACCUCGUAGAGGUCAUCCCCGAGGUCGAUGUUUGCAAAUUCGAGCCAUGGGAACUUCCGGGUAAUCGUAGUUUCCUCUCAUCUCGUCGCAUUUCGAUCCUGUUCCCUCAACCAGGCCGGGCUUAGAGUGCUGAUUCUCUGUGAUCUUUCCUUUUCUUCAGACCAGUCUGUGAUCAGGAGCGGGGACCCGGAAUGGUUCUUCUUCGCCCCGAGGGAUCGCAAGUACCCUAACGGGCACCGCUCGAACAGGGCGACUGAGGCGGGAUACUGGAAAGCCACCGGGAAAGACCGGACGAUCAAGUCCCGCACGGUAGCGGGGACGGCGAACAUCGGGAUGAAGAAGACCCUCGUCUUUUACCGUGGGCGAGCGCCCAAGGGCGAGCGAACAACCUGGAUCAUGCACGAGUACCGCGUCAUAAACUCUGCCUCCGAGAACGACUCCGACGUGGUCACUGGUGAUCAGGUCUGUGAAGAUUAUCGAGAAACCUGCUGAAUUCCUAACUAGGGCUGAAAUCUCUGAGAAAACUGUGGUGAUAACUCACAUAUUUCCCCGUCUGACAUGCAUCUAUCCACCACAUUGUUCAGGAUCAUGAACUUGCUACGGGAAAUCAACGUCUUUUCGUGCACUUUGGUCUUCUGUUUUCGCAAAUUGUUUUGUAGGCACUCGGCUUAUGAUUUGGAGAGUAAUCGAUCAGAUGUUCAUUAAUUGGCGAUUCAAUUUCCAUGAAAUUCUGGUUCAACAGGACCUUCUGUGGCCCCCGCUUAGAUGUUCUGCAUAAGAUGGUGGAAAGUAGUGUUAUCAUGGUUCUACCAUGUAGAAUCUUGGAGUUUCAGUUUAAUCUAGACAAAUAGCUCGACUUAUGAGUCUCCUCUCUUGAAUUAUUAUUCUUAUUAUUAUUAUUAUUAUUUUAUUUCGAUGGUUCAUUAUUUAUGAUUUGACCUAUGACCCAGACCGACCCGGCUGGACCUUCCCCAGCUCUUGGUAAAUCCAUCAAGAACCUCAUUUUGUGGCAUCUUGAUCUGAAUUCAUCGUGUCACUUGUGUAGGAUUCAUAUGUUCUAUGCCGGUUGUUCAAGAAACCAGAUGAGAGGGGUUCAAAUCCGAAUAGCGAGGAAGUGGAAGACAGCAGCUUCUCCCCCGCCCAAACAGGGUCUUCUCCCAGCCACAAGCAUCGCGCAGAGGACGCAGGAGAAGAGUCUGUGGCACCAUCGAAUCAUGAUUUGCUCAAAUCGGAAGCCCAAGAAAAACCGAAGCAGCUGGAUGGCGUUGACCAAUGGUGCGGUGACGAAGCAGACUCCGGUGUGAGGCAUCCUGUGAAAGCAGAACAUGGUGACAAUCGUAGUGGCCAUGUAGCUUCAGAUUUAGGAGUUCAUAAUGACGAAACUGGCGCUGACGUGCGUAGAUAA